This is a messenger RNA of Closterium sp. Yama58-4, 1356 nucleotides long. The record is from the annotation of a GenBank genome assembly. NCBI's taxonomy places the organism in Eukaryota, Viridiplantae, Streptophyta, Zygnematophyceae, Desmidiales, Closteriaceae.
AUGCAUGACGCCGCGCCAAGUGGAAUCUACGUCAUUGCAGCCACACCAACCGACACUCUCCAGGACAACGAGUACCAUUCGUUCGAAGCUCAUCCCAAGCCAGCGUUGAACGUCAUGGCUGCCCUUGUCCAAGUCGCGUCGGGGUCAUGCCUUUCCGCGUCGCUCGCACCGUCAUCGGCCGGCCGAAGAAGCACCUCACAACCGGCGUCGUCAGACUGCCGGCCAGUCUCUGCCGCCUCUCAACUCAGCAGCUGCGCGGUUCGCGCGAGACAUCGCGUGCCUCUGCUGAGACACGUGGCCGCCUUCCAGGAUGACGCGUGUCGAGCGUUCUACGAGCCGGUACGCUGCAAGAAGGCGGACAAGGAGAGCAAGGGCUUUAAGGAGGCGAAGCGGUCGCUCAAGGCGAAAGCAGCAGCGCUGGAGUCGCAGUUCGUCGCCUUGGCCGAUGCCGUCGACUCGGACGAACGGCAGUCCGGCGUUGCGACGGCGUCCCCGGUUGACGCGGACUUCGUGGCAACGGUGCUUCGCGAGCUGAAGGAGAUCAAGGCGGAGCUCAAGUCGCUGAAGCAGAUGCAGAAGAAGAUGAUGGAAUCCUCUUCAUCCUCCUCGUCAUCGUCAUCCUCCUCCUCCAGCAGCGAUGGCGGCAUGGGGGGAAUGAAGGCCAGGCGCAUGGAGCGCCGCAAGGCACGGCAGCAGGGCGCCAUGGGGAUGAUGGGGACCGUAGGAGGGACUGUGGGGACCUCCGUCGCCACUGGCGGUGCUGCUCCCGCUAUCCCCGCUGCUCCAGCCAAUCCAGUGGCGUCGGUUCUUGCCGCGCAUGCACACGUAGCCUCGGAAACCCCUAGGGUGUGGGAGAUCGAAGACGUGGUUUCCGCGAUCGCUGGAGGCGCCUCUUUCACCAGCUCGGCGCUGCCCUCCGCCCUCCAAACGCCCGUCCAGCUCCCCCCUGUGCAAGCUCCGCCUCCCCCCUCCCCACUCCCCACUCCGGUCUCCCCCAUUCACGCCGCGCCUGUCUUUCCCGACACCGCGCCCUCGCCGUUGCAAGGGAGCGUGGCGGUGGGUGUGACUGUAGCGGGGGACGUGGAAGUGUGCAUUGGCGGGAAGUGCAAGAAGAACGGAGCGGGUGAGAUCCUAUCCGCCUUCCAGGCGCAGGCAGCGGGAACAGGCGUGAAUGUGGAGGCGUGCAAGUGCAUGGGCAAGUGCAAGGCGGCGCCAAACGUGAGAGUGUGGCGGGAUGACGCGGACGAGCCUCGAAUGGAGAGUUAUCUGGCGGUAGAGGAUGUGGGCAUGCUGAUGCAGAGGCACUUCGGCCUGCAGCCUGCUCCCGUGCCUGCUGCUGGAGCUGGAAUUAUGUGA